Messenger RNA from Linum tenue, 1494 nucleotides. The record is from the annotation of a GenBank genome assembly. Lineage: Eukaryota; Viridiplantae; Streptophyta; Magnoliopsida; Malpighiales; Linaceae.
AUGGAUGCUGAAGAUCAAAUCAAUAGUGACUCUGCUAAGCCGAAGUCGGGUGAACCAACGGGGGCAUGGCGAGAAGGUACUCAGAGGCUCUUUCGAGAAGUUGCUAGAGACGAUGGAUGGUAUGUAGCCGAAUCCGACUCGGAGGACGUGUUCCAGAGAGAGAGGGAGGAGGAUGAGGAAAUUGAGGAGGAGAACUUUGAUCCGCGAUGUCCAUCGGUCCUAUUUACAGCAGCCCAGAAAAUUAAAUGGAGAAGGGAAUGGCGAUCAUCGCUGAUAGUCCAGGGACUCGGGAAGAAGGUUGCGUAUCUACCAUUGGCCAAGAGGCUGAACUUUCUGUGGGCCCGCCAUGGUGACAUUCAGAUCUCGGACAUGAAGAAUGGGUGUUAUCUUGUGCGGUUUCGCAGCCAGAAAGACUUUGAACUAGCAUCCGAGAGCGGACCCUGGCAAGUUGGGGACACUUACCUCACUGUUCACCGCUGGUUCAAAGGUUUUAAUCCGUGGAAGGCGAAAGUGACGACUGCAAUAGUCUGGGUUCAGCUUCCAGACCUUCCCAUUGAGUUCUUUAAUGUGGAAGCAGUCACCAUGAUUGCGGAGCUUAUUGGGAAACCGGUUAGGGUGGACCGAGCCACGGAGAUGGGGGCUCGGGGGAAUUAUGCCCGAGUUAGCGUUGAAGUGGAUUUAACGAAACCACUCCUAUCCAAGUAUAAAGUGGAAGGAAUAACAUAUAUUAUCCAAUAUGAAGGAUUGGAUAACAUCUGUGGGGAGUGCGGUAUGUUUGGCCAGUUGCAGAGUACAUGUAGCUGCAAGCACAUGGGGGAGGAGCAGUCGGUUGAACAUGUGGAGGAAGAUCGAGAAGAGCCGAUAGCAUCUCAAACAGAGGGUAAGAUCUAUGGGGAGUGGAUGUCAGUGAAGAAGAAGUCGUCAUGGGCUGCUAAAAGAUCAGGAAAUACGAAGAGGGCUGGCCCUAUCAACUAUGAGGCUGAUCAAAUAAAUCGUUUUGCGGCCUUGCAGGAGGAGGAAGUCGAGCCGAUUCGGGUAAGGGAGAAAAGUACGAGGAAGGAGGAGAGUAUGGGUCAGGAACAUGAUAGUACGAAGACGAGAGGAAGGGAAGAGCGUGGGGGCAAGAGAACUGAUAGCGCAAAGAUGAAAGAGAAGGAGACGAGUGGACCGACGAAGGCAACAAGUAAAGGAGGCACACCGAGUUCAGGCGGGAAGGGGACCACUACUAGCCCUCCGUUGAACUCUCCCAUAGUGAAAGAGGGUUCUGCGAAGGAAAAAAGAGGGAAUAAGGAUGGCAGCCCAAGCAAUGGAAACAAAAGUGAUCUCGCGGCGGUUACGUCCAGCCAUGCACCCCAUGCAAAGGAGGGGACUACCGGUAGCAAAAACAUACCCAGCUCAAAAACGGCAGGAGAUGGCAACCGGAGUGUAGAAGCUCAAUCAAAACUUUCUCAAGCUGAUGGUGCGGGGAACCGAUCCCCUUCUCGUAAUAAAUGA